Messenger RNA from Condylostylus longicornis, 2201 nucleotides. RefSeq names its product myoneurin-like. Gene Ontology annotation, cellular component: nucleus. The record is from RefSeq and is a predicted model, not a curated record. The transcript is spliced from 5 exons. Gene Ontology annotation, molecular function: zinc ion binding; RNA polymerase II cis-regulatory region sequence-specific DNA binding; DNA-binding transcription factor activity, RNA polymerase II-specific. Bases 113 to 1210 code for a protein of 365 amino acids. Gene Ontology annotation, biological process: regulation of transcription by RNA polymerase II. NCBI's taxonomy places the organism in Eukaryota, Metazoa, Arthropoda, Insecta, Diptera, Dolichopodidae.
UCUUGUUGAUCGCAUUGAAAAUUAUAAUCAAUAGCAAAAUAAAAAUAAAUUUCAAUUUUUAUUUCAUAUUUAGUACGAAUUAAUUUUUGAGUAAUAAAGCAAAAUAAUACAAAUGAACGUUGAAAUAGAUUCAAAAUGUUGUCGAACAUGCUUGGAACCAACGGCGGAUAACUUUUUAUUUAAAAAUCCAGAGCUAUUAAAGAAGUUGCAAUUUGCUACAUCUCUAAGAAUUAUUGAAGGAGACGGUCUGCCUAUAUAUUUUUGUAAUUCUUGUAAAACAAAUUUGGAAAUAGCAUAUCAGUUCCGUUUGCAAAGCAUUAGAUCAUUUAAACAUCUUAAAAAUCACAUAAAUCAAAUUCAAAAUCAAUUCAAAGAUAUUAUUAGAAGCAGCUCGGAUAUUAAAAUAGAAAAAAAAGAUAUGGUGUAUUUAUUGAAUACUGGCAAAGACAAUGUUUAUGAACAAAAAGAUAGUAGUGCUAAGCGAUUCCCUAAGAUUGAAGCUACAUAUUUUGAAGAAAUUUUAGAAAGCGAUCAUUCAUCUUCUAACAUAGAUUCUAAACCAUUAGAAGUGGUAAGAAAAAGUAAAAAAACCAAUAUAAUAACGGAUGAAGAUGCAACACAUAUAAAAACAAAAGGCGGUGUAAAAGUAAAAAAAAAUACCAAACCUACUUCAAAUACAAGCAAUGAUGAUGCAUUCUGUGAAAAUGACGGUGUUGAAUUUUCGAAAUGCGAUAUUUGCCAAAAAAUGUUUAGAAAAGGGAAUUUAAAACGUCACAAGCAAACACAUACAGAUGAUCGAAAGUUCUUAUGUGAAAUUUGUAACAAAUCGUUUACACAGAAAUCGUCACUCCAAAGACAUCAUCUUAUUCACACCGGCGAAAAACCAUAUAAAUGCGAAACAUGCGGAAAAUGUUUUUCACAAUCGAAGACUUUAAAGUUUCACAUGGCCCUGCAUGGUGAAGAUAAAACAUACAAUUGUUCAGUUUGCCGUUAUAGAUUUAUUAAAGCAGAAAAUUUAGCGAACCAUAUGAGAGAAAAACAUUCUUCUGCAAACACAGAUGAAGUAGUCUUAUUUGUGUGUCAAUUUUGUAAUAAAGGCUUCAAAUCAAAAUAUACGUUAAAGGUUCACAAAGAAAAGUUGCAUAAAGGAGAUAUAGUAUUUGACAUGGAUUGGAGCGAUAUUAAUGAUGAAUCCGACGAAGCAGAAUAAAGUUUUAUUAGUUUGUAGUACCAUUUAAUUUUUAAACAUUUUUAAUAUCAUAAGUUUUAUAGUUCAGUUCUAUUGACUGUUUAAAUCUUCAGUGAAUAAGAAUGUUAUGUUCAUAAUUUUAUAAAAAAUUAAGUAAAAAUAUUUCUUAUAAUUUCGGCCUAUUUAAAUUAAAUUUUCCCAAUUUCGAAAAUUAAUAAGCUUUUAAUAGAAGAUCAACCAAAUUUAAAACAGAAUAUGUGCUCUAUAUAAAUACUACAUUAUUUACAGUACUUAUACUUUGAAAUCCUUAGAGUUAAUGUUGAGUAAGAAUUUUUAAAACUAAUUUUUUUGACUGACUAAAUAAUUCGAUUAAGGGAAGUGCGAGGCGAACCUGUAGAAUAUUAUUUAUAUGUAUGUACACAAAGUGCAUAGUGUAUAUUUAGUUUAAUACAAAAUUAUUUGGAAUUUUCAUUAUUAAAAGUUUUGUUUAAUUUGCAAAUUUUUUUCAAAAACUAAUGGAAGGUCAGCUUGCUUUUUAUAUACAUAUUCCAACCUAAGGUGAAUGUUUUACGAAAGGUUGUCUUUUGACGAAGUUCCAAAAGCUUUGAAUUUGAAAAUUUGGUCUUAACAGAAAAAUAAGUCAGAGUUUAAAACUGAAAAAAAUUUUGUAAUUUAUUUUAACAUUUUUCAUUCUCUUAUAUGUUUUUUUAUUACAAGGGAAUAAUAAUAACCUUCAUCUUAAAUACAAAAAAGUAUAUGUAUUUUUUUAUACAAUUUUAUUUUCCUAAAUUUAAUAAUUACGCAAAUCGAGUUUUCAGAGCCAGAUGGUUUCUGUUUAAAAAAAAAACACUAAUUUUUAUAAAAGAAAAAUUAGAACUCACUUGUUAAAAAUUUUGCUUUAGUUUUUUUUUAACUUCAUAGUUUUCAAUUGUAAGUUGGAAGCAUAUUACGAUAAUUUUAAUUUUAAUAAAUCUUAUUUAAACAUGAAAAAAAAUAUUCAUAGUCCUUUUUA